CAACUACCAAAAAAAAAAAAAAAAAACCCCGAAGUAAAUAAAAAAAAAAACGUAUAAUAAUCACCAUUUUUAUUGACCAUGCAACUCAACAAUCUAUUGGCGGCUCAAUUACACUACAACUGACGAAGAGAGAGGUGUACUGAUCAAACACUUUCAAGGAAGGGUUUUUUCAUAACCUUUGUAUUCGAUUGUUUGAAUGGAUAGUGGAAAGGAUGACGAUUUCACAUUUUGUCAGGUCAGUGCACCCGUAGAUCAGAAUGAUUUUAAUGAGCAAACUGUGGUUCCGGGUAUUAGUAAAAUUACUAUUAACGAGGAAGCCUCAAGUAGUAAUAGUGGUGAACAAAUUAAUCUAUGGAACAAUACAAGUGUUCCUAUAUCUACCACUGUGAAGGAGAAAAAAGUUGGAUCGUUGUCUUUCAAUGUCAUCGAUACAACUCAAAAGCAGCCUAUCACUACACAAAAACAAGCAGGGAAACCAUUAAAGGAUCCAGCAGAACAGAAACCUGUGGCCAAGAAGCCUGCUGCUCGGGCUAAGGUUCCUUUUGAAAAAGGUUAUAGUCCAAUGGAUUGGGUCAAGCUUACUCGUACGCAUCCUGACCUUGCAGGAUUGAAUGGCCAGUCAAACAGGAGGCUUAUACCUUUGAGUGAAGUCAAACAACAUCAAUCAGAAGGCACCAUGUGGACGGUUCUGCAUGGACGUGUUUAUAACAUUUCUCCAUACAUGAAAUUUCACCCUGGAGGUGUUGAUAUGUUAAUGAAAGCUGUAGGAAAAGACUGCACAUCAUUAUUCAAUAAAUACCAUGCUUGGGUAAAUGCAGAUUUCUUACUUGAGAAGUGCUUGGUGGGUAUCUUAGAUGAUAACAAAGGAGGGAAGUAACUGUGUGGUGAAGUCUUAAAUAAGCAAUUAUUGGCAAGAGGUAAAUUACAACUUAUGGCCUUAUGCUAAUACUUGCCCUGCCUCUACAUGAAAUAUGAGCUGAAAUAUUAUUAAUAUUGUUUCGAAUUGAGUCACUUAUAGUUUUAAUUGAAGAUGGGUCAAUUCUGUUUCGAAUUGAGUCACAUAUUGUUUUUAUUGAAGAUAGGUCGAUAUGUUGUAUAUCUCACAAUUAUGUAGUACAUUGAUUCUUACUAGUAUGAAAUAACUUUUACCCAUCUA
This is a messenger RNA of Chenopodium quinoa (quinoa), 1156 nucleotides long. Its product is annotated as cytochrome b5 domain-containing protein RLF-like. The transcript is spliced from 6 exons. Lineage: Eukaryota; Viridiplantae; Streptophyta; Magnoliopsida; Caryophyllales; Amaranthaceae. Gene Ontology annotation, molecular function: heme binding. The record is from RefSeq and is a predicted model, not a curated record. Bases 197 to 877 code for a protein of 226 amino acids.